CUUAAAGCAGCGCGCGGCUUGUCCUCCUGUGUUGAUGUGUCGCACUCGCAGAUUUCAGAAAGUCAGGGAGGCAGGUUCAGGGAGUUUUUGGAGAGAGGAAAGAGAGAGAAACAGAAAUCAGAGCAGCAGCAGUGACACUUUCCGGUAAUAUAUAACUAUUUUUGUUUCGGCACUUCUCAAAUAAACCAGCAGAGACCCAGUAGUUGUUUGGAGCGAUGGAGCGCUCAUCGAUAGGACUCAUAGGAGACCAAGUGUUUGCUGUGGAGUCAAUAACUAAGAAGAGAGUGAGAAAGGGUAAUGUGGAAUAUCUUCUGAAAUGGCAGGGAUGGUCCCCAAAAUACAGUACUUGGGAACCAGAGGACAAUAUUUUGGACCCGCGCCUCGUCCUGGCCUACGAAGAGCAUCAGCAGAAGAUCAGAGCUCUGGCGUACCGGAGGAAAGGUCUCAGACCCAGGAGGCUCCUCCUGCGGAACAUCUUUGCCAUGGACCUCCGAAGUGCAAGCAAGGCCUCGGAGAAACCCCCCCCUCGAUUACGACUCUCCCUCACCCGAUCCAUGAGUACAGAUGUGGACCAGGGUGAACGAGGCAGUCUGUACCGACGUCUGGCCCGGAGGAAGAGCAGACAGAGGGUGUCCAUAUGUGGGUCUGAUGGACCCUCAAAGAAAGAUAUCCACCCCCUGAAGACGAGGAGAGUGGAACCCAUUGAGGAAGACUGGAGUGGCACCAGCGAAGAAGAGAAGCAAGAGUCCGAAAGCAUCACAGAGGAGACGUGUGAAGACAGUUUCUAUGAGUGCAGCUCCCCACCCUUGCUGGAGCGAGAGGACUUAGAGACUGAGGAGGAGGAGGAGAAGUCGGACACCGAGCUGGCAACGGUGAGCACAGAAACAUGGACUGACAGACCGGGAGGAUGGACUUCGGAAACGAUUCAAACCGUUGUGUGCGACCAAUCAAAAGACAGUGAUUCAACUCCCAAGGCUACACUGGACGAUGAGGUUUCUGUGGAGUCAGAUUGGUUCAAAAGUGAGGAUGAAGUAGAGUCGGAGUGUCCCAAAUUGGAGAGCAGCAUUUCUCGACGCAACAACACAACUUCGGUGAUAGUGAGUCUCCGAGGGAGCAGCGACACUACAGACUCCACCACUGAGGAGCCGGCGAAUAAGAAGGAAGAAGGGUGCGACAAUCAGAGCGAAACGGAAACAACGCCUGCUGAUCCCGCUGAGGAUGAACAUCCCAGAAAGGUGAUAUCUACUGACGUGACGAUCAACUGUCUGACAGUGACGAUUAAAGAAGCCCCGGUGGCCAAAGGCUUCUUCAAGGGCUAUUAAAGGUUGAGAUAAAAGAGAGAUUCAAAUAACCAUAAGUAGACUUGCCACUCAUUUUAUACGUGUAAAUAGUCGUGUUUGUUAGUUAAGUCCACACGUUUACAAAGAUACACUCAUUUCCUACUGAGUUCACUGAAGACAUUGUUGCCUUUAAAUAAAUAAAUCAUUUUAUUAUUGUGGCGCAUAUAUAGAGUGGUGCAGUAAUAGCGAAUUUCUGCAGGCCGACAUGGAAGUUAGCAUUGCGAGAGUUUCUCACUGACAAAAAGCCAAUGGGAUUUUUACAUUGGAAUUUAAAAUAUUCCAGAAAAUAAGAUCCAUGGCGAACACAUUUUUAUGAUACUUAUACAGCAGGAUAAUCUCUGAAUACUAAUGGCACUUUAUGAUAUUACAAGCAUUAAUGCUAUCUCCAGAAGUAAAAAGCUAACGUUAGCUUCAAACGAACCAUGACAUUACGGCCGUUUCUCAAUCGCGAGGAUAUUGGCUUCCAAGCCAAUAUUUCAAGGACGCUACGUCAUCGAGUGCCGCCGAAGGACUGUUCCAAUCUCCAGCAUACUUGGGAUUCCCCCGAGGCCGCGUCCUUGGUUUGGGGGAAAUUUCGAGGCUGCACAUGGGUAGACUUCGCGUCCUUAAAAUCCCCACAAUGCUUUGCGCACGGUCCAAUUAAAAAAACCCUUGCAGAGAAUGGCUGAACCGACGCAGCACACAUUUAAAUGUAAGUAUGUAGUGGCGUAGAACAUGUGUUGGUAAAUAUGUACGCGACUACCAAGCCAGCAUCCUCGCGAUUGAGAAACGGCCUACGUCUCCACCGCUAAGCUAACGGCUGCUACAGUAAAGUUGACGUUAAGUAGUCUUUUUUAGACUCUUCUUAACAAUCACUCACACAUAAGGGCUUCAGAAAUGUACCAGUGGUGUAUUUACUGAAGUAUUUUGAAGCGUAAAUGCAAUCGCCAGAAGAAAAACACUAACUUUAGGCUGAAAACAAACUACAGCAUGGUCACAUGACUUAAAAAACAAACCAUAAAAAUCUCUUAAGCUAGUUUUUUACCAACUAAUUGAGGCAUCUAACCACAAUCACGUUAGAAAUACCGUUGAGUUUUAAAUGAGGGAAACCAGAAGCGUUAAAAUGCUGACUGGUUUCAGGACUCAUUCCUGCACCACUCUAUCAGGCGCGAUAGGAAGCCAGAGGCCCCAAAAAUAUCCUCAAAUCAUCCAUAGCACUCCAGAGGAAUACAUAGAUAUCAGUGGCAGGUUUCAUUCCAGGGGUCGCCUGGACUACUGACUGACAGCAUAUGUAACAGUGCACAUUACUACUUCCAUGCAGCAGCUACUUAUAUUCCGGUCGUCCUCAGUGCUUUCCAGCCAGGCGCUCAAAUCUGUUCUCGGGGCCUGUUUCAGUCGCCUCUUUUCUUACAAAUAACGUUUUGUAGAGAUGUUGCUCUAUUCUUUAUGUUUUCCAGUAUUCACAGAGAGAUUCCUGCAUGCCCUGUCAGUCUGUGCCACACAGAGCACUGUCCUGCUGUCUGUUGAAGGGGUUUAUUUCUGUCACAAAAGACAUAAAACAAAGAGGAAAUAAAUGAAUGUCUGCCGCUUAGAUGAAGUUCUGCAUUUCAAGGAGGCUAAGAUGCACAAAAUUAAGUACACAGUUGUGUUUGCUGUCGUCUGUCCUUUUGCUUUUAAAGCAUGAAAUACUUCCUGGUUCUAUUUUUGUAUUACCAAUUGAGUCCAAUCUUUUCACUAGCCUUUGUGUAUUUCAAAAGAGGAGAUAUCAGUUUACACCGCCGCUGCUCCGAUGUGUAAUAAAGGAAGCAAAUGUGCAUUAGGUUCGACUGUAAUGACCAUUUAUUUAUUGCAUGUCACAUGUAUAAGCUAAACUAACUUAUGUCACUUAUAUGUGUCUUUCUCUGACAAAGAUAAACUGUCAAACAUAUGUCUUCUCUUGAAAAAUGUAUUUUUAUUUCGACAUUUCCAAUAAAUAUGUAUUAAAAUAA
Molecule: messenger RNA, 3307 nt
Organism: Trematomus bernacchii (emerald rockcod)
Lineage: Eukaryota; Metazoa; Chordata; Actinopteri; Perciformes; Nototheniidae
Gene: cbx7a
Product: chromobox homolog 7a
Exons: 6
Coding region: 216-1322 (368 amino acids)
Biological process (GO): negative regulation of transcription by RNA polymerase II
Cellular component (GO): PRC1 complex
Source: RefSeq, a predicted model, not a curated record